AGCUUUUAUUUUUCUGCCAAUUUGGAGAUUUGCUAUAAAAGCGUAUUUUCGAUGUAGGCCCAAACUUAGUUAGUUAAAGACUUCAUUUGACAAUACUAUGCGUGCCUAUUUGCUGCUUGCCCUUUUUGGAUGUGUGCUUUUGGCCACAGUUUCCGCCAACCCGGUGGAUAUCGACGAUUUGGAGGACCUCGAUGAGGAGAAACUAAUUGCGGAGGAGCAGGAUAAUGUCAAGGAUGACGAGGAAGACGAUGAGGAUGCAAAUGAACCCGAAUCCGACGACGACCUAGAUGAACCCGAAUCCCAGGAUGAUAACUCCAAUGAUGAUGAUGAUGAUGAUGAUUCCGGAAGCGUGGAGAGCAACCAGAACAAUGCAAAUGAAAAGUUGCUCUAAUUCAUUUAUUGUUUUCAGCUACACGUUUCUGCCGAUCGUUAGAUAUUUAAACAGCUGUUUACACGGCAAAAUACAGUUCACCUCCGACAAACAAACAAGUACAUUUUUUAUAUUAUUCUAGCAAAUACACACUUUCUGAAACACCCGUGAUCAUAA
Molecule: messenger RNA, 547 nt
Organism: Drosophila erecta
Lineage: Eukaryota; Metazoa; Arthropoda; Insecta; Diptera; Drosophilidae
Product: trigger factor
Exons: 1
Coding region: 98-391 (97 amino acids)
Source: RefSeq, a predicted model, not a curated record